Hyla sarda is the source of this 939-nucleotide messenger RNA. RefSeq names its product olfactory receptor 10AG1-like. The transcript has a single exon. Gene Ontology annotation, biological process: G protein-coupled receptor signaling pathway. Gene Ontology annotation, molecular function: G protein-coupled receptor activity; olfactory receptor activity. The record is from RefSeq and is a predicted model, not a curated record. Bases 1 to 939 code for a protein of 312 amino acids. NCBI's taxonomy places the organism in Eukaryota, Metazoa, Chordata, Amphibia, Anura, Hylidae. Gene Ontology annotation, cellular component: membrane.
AUGAGGACAAACAUCACUGAGUUCUUCCUCCUGGGGUUCUCCGACCUUUCUCCACCAUUACAGGUCACAAUAUUCACCUUCUUCCUGUGCUCCUACAUCAUCACAAUGGUGGGUAAUACCUUCAUCAUACUGUUUGCGUCCUUUGAUCCGGUUCUCCAAACCCCUAUGUAUUUCUUCCUGAGGAAUUUAUCUUUCUAUGAACUUUGUUUCACUACAGUGACAAUUCCAAAAAUCUUGGAGAACUUCCUAUCAAAGGAACGGACCAUCUCAUUUCUGGCCUGCGCCCUUCAGAUGUUUUUCUUCUUUUCUGUUGGAGUGUCAGAAUGUGUCUUUCUUGGGGUUAUGGCCUUUGACCGGUACAUGGCUAUCUGUCACCCAUUGCGGUACACCUUGGUGAUGAGCCCUAAGAUGUGUUAUAAGCUGACUGUAGGAUCUUGGGCUUUUGGAUUUUUGGUGUCUUUAGGACAAACAAGUUACAUCUUCAGUUUGCCAUAUUGUGGGCCCAAUCUAAUUGGCCACUUCUUCUGUGACAUUGCUCCAGUCCUCAGCUUGGCUUGCACCAACACGUUCAUCAAUGAGCUCUUAGUCUUCAUUUGCUGCCUGUGUGGUGCUGUGGUGCCAUUUCUUCUCAUCCUCUGCUCAUACGCCAAAAUCCUGAGCUCCAUUCUUCUCAUUCACUCCUCAGAAGGACGACACAAAGCUCUGUCCACCUGCAGCUCACACUUGGUAUCUGUCUUCCUCUAUUAUGGCACCGCCAUGUUUACCUAUCUACGCUUAGGCACUUCUGAUGACAAUGACAGGAUGAUAUCUCUGUUCUAUUGUAUUGUGAUACCAGCUAUAAAUCCUCUUAUCUAUAGUCUAAGGAACAAGGAGAUGAAGACCGCCAUAAGGAAACUCAUGACCAAGAUUCUCAACCGAACAAAUGGAAUCAGUUACUGA